AAUGUCGCAUGCGUAAUGGCUUACGAGUUGCAAGAAGCCAUCUGUCGUCAGUCAAACGCGACAAAAAUGGGUUUGGAUCGUGACCAAUAUUUGGUUUUUAUAAGUCUAUCUGCUCCACCUCCGAGUCUCCAUUAUUUGUUCACUCUCACCGGACCACACGGAGACGAGACCAGUGCGUGCGAACUCCACUGGUUCUGGUGCCAAGAACCAGAGAAGAUGAGCAGUGCAGAGAAGGUAGUGGGCGUGACCGGAGGGUCGGGCUACAUAGCUUCUUGGCUGAUCAAGCUCUUGCUCCACCGUGGCUACACUGUUCGAGCCACAGUCCGAGACCCAUCCGACCCAAAGAAGACAGGACACCUUCUGGCACUCGAGGGGGCUAAGGAGAGGCUGCAUUUAGUCAAAGCGGAAUUGCUGGAAGAAGGGUCUUUUGACUCCGUAGUCGAUGGAUGCGAAUGUGUUUUUCACACUGCAUCCCCUGUUCUGCUCUCAGCUGCUGACCCCCAGGCUGAAAUAAUCGAUCCUGCCCUAAAAGGCACCCUUAAUGUUCUAAGAUCGUGCGCCAAAGCCUCUUCUAUCAAGAGAGUGGUUGUGACGUCCUCUAUGGCUGCAGUUGCAUUCAGUGCAAAAACUCUGACUUCGGGCGUUAUCGUUGAUGAGACUUGGUAUUCAGAUCCAGAAUUUUGCGAGAAAUCCAAGCUCUGGUAUAUGCUUUCAAAAACCUUAGCAGAGAAGGCGGCUUGGGAAUUUGCCAAAGAGAAUGGAAUUGACCUUGUCACGAUAAACCCGGGAUAUGUGAUCGGCCCUUUCUUGCAGCCCACUGUUAAUUUCACCGUGGAGACAAUACUGAACUUCACUAAUGGAGCUCGAACAUUUUCAAAUACAUGCUAUAGAUUUGUCGAUGUCAGAGAUGUGGCACUUGCACAUAUUCUAGCUUUUGAAAAUCCUUCAGCUGGCGGAAGAUAUUGCAUAGUAGGAGAAGUCGUACACUGUCAUGAUGCUCUACAGAUAUUGCGCAAUCUCUACCCCACAUUGCACCUCCCCGAGAAAUGCGAAGAUGAGAAGCCUUUCUCGUCGAAGUAUGAGGUAUCAAGAAAGAAGGCAGAAGCUCUGGGUGUCAACUUCACUCCAUUGGAGGUGAGUCUGAGAGAUACCGUCGAAUGCCUCAAGGAGAAGGGAUUCAUCUCUGUCUAGGCCGUUGCUCAAAACAGCAUAUCACAAGCUAAUAAUGACUUGUGGACCUGUGUGGUCUGUCCUCAGCUUUUUAGUUCCUCAAUAAUACAAUUAUUAUGAAGAAUGUAUCAUUACUUUCACAGAUAACUUUCCCAGUUUUUCCCAGCUAAUCUUGAAGUAAUUAUUGUU
Molecule: messenger RNA, 1359 nt
Organism: Syzygium oleosum
Lineage: Eukaryota; Viridiplantae; Streptophyta; Magnoliopsida; Myrtales; Myrtaceae
Product: phenylacetaldehyde reductase-like
Exons: 6
Coding region: 16-1191 (391 amino acids)
Molecular function (GO): oxidoreductase activity, acting on the CH-OH group of donors, NAD or NADP as acceptor
Source: RefSeq, a predicted model, not a curated record